Molecule: messenger RNA, 2307 nt
Organism: Symbiodinium necroappetens
Lineage: Eukaryota; Dinophyceae; Suessiales; Symbiodiniaceae
Source: the annotation of a GenBank genome assembly
AUGUCGUCCGCGCAGAAGAGUGAUGCAAAUGACUUGCGAGCAGUGCAGAACGCGUUCCAGAACAUGAAGGUGGAGCCGACCAAGAGCACCGACGAGACGACCAAGAAGUCUUACACGUACAAUGCCGAGCGCGUGCUGGGCAGCGGCUCCUUUGGUGUCGUGUACCAGGCCGUUGUGGUCGAAACGGGAGAGUCGGUCGCCAUCAAGAAGGUCUUCCAGGACAAGAGGUACAAGAACCGCGAGCUGCAGAUCAUGAAGGAACUUCGACACCCCAAUGUCGUGGAGCUGAAGCAUGCCUUCUAUACCUCAGGCGAGAAGCCUGGUGAGACUUACCUGAAUGUGGUGAUGGAGUACUGCUCCGACACCGUCUAUCGAGUCAUGAAGCACUACACGAAGAUGAAGCAGCCAGUGCCUCACAUCUUCGUCCAGCUCUACUCCUACCAGAUGGCUCGUGCCUGUGCAUAUAUCCACGCCGUUGGAAUAUGCCAUCGGGACAUCAAGCCUCAAAACCUUCUGGUGGACGGUCACACGCAUGCCCUCAAAGUGUGCGACUUCGGCUCAGCAAAACCUCUAGUGAAGGGAGAGCCCAACGUCGCAUACAUUUGCUCGCGCUACUACCGAGCGCCCGAGUUGAUUUUCGGUGCCACAGACUAUGGAUUCGUGAUCGACAUCUGGUCGAUGGCUUGUGUGUCAGCUGAGUUGAUCCUGGGCCAUCCCAUCUUCCCAGGGGAGAGUGGUGUCGAUCAGCUCGUGGAGAUCAUCAAGGUGCUGGGGACUCCAACGAGAGAAGAGCUCAUGGCAAUGAACCCCAACUACACGGAGCUAGCAGAGAGGCUCUUUUCGGGUGCAAUGGAGCAGCUGAAGGCCCUCCAGCGGAAAAGCGCCUUGCUCCGGAUACUCCAGGAGACCUGGGCUGCGUCGAAGGAGGAGCAGGAUCUCUUGGCAGAGACCCUUCAAGCCGUGAUCCUUGCUCUGCAGAGUGCCUUCGGGUCGGAAACCUUGCAGCGGCUUGGCCUUCUCCGGCGAUUCUUUAACCUUGUCGGGGAGCUUAACUUGAGCAAUCUCGUGUCCUUGUGCUCAGAGACCACGCUCCCCCAAGCAGGAAGGCUCUGUGACCAGAAGUGCGAGGUGUCGAUUGAAGGGGUGGACUUGGCACAGUCGGCCCUGGAAGACUUCGUCAACUCUUACUAUAUGUUCCACGGCUUGAACCCGGAGAGCACGCGAGAUGUUCUGAAGUACCUUCCCAUCCUGGGCUUUGUGGAGAGCCACAUCUACGGUCUAGAUCAGGCCAACGAGGACCGCUUGCUUCCGCGAGAGGGACCUUUGCCAACAUCGGAUGCUGCUCCGUCCGUCGAGGAUCCCUUCGGACCUUUGCGAGGAGUCCUUCGCGAACGGCGGUGGCUCACGGAACGCCUGGACCGAGAACUGCACGAAGGUGCACGGUUCUGGGCCCUCGAGCGAAAGCUUUGCACCGCGCUCGCCACACCGAAAGCUCAGCGUGAAGAGAAUUCCAUCAACCGCUGCGAUGUGGAAGAAGCUCUGCGCUUGAAGUCAUUCGACUAUCGUACCAUGAACCUUUUGCUCUAUAUCAUGAGAGGUGAAGAGCCAAACGAGGAACACAUGAAUUUUCUGGCAACAUCUGAGAUUCUUGUGGAGAUUGGGGAUGACCUUGUGGACUACUUUGAAGACGUUGACAGGUUGAGAGAAAUUCCUUCAAUCUGUACCGGUGCUUUCUGGCGAUGUACGGGCCUGAUACAGGUGGACGAGUCAUUGGCACAGAAGUGGCUGAAACAGAACGAACUGCUCAAACGACACAGCUUCGGAAGCGAAGGACAGGGAAGCGUUCCGGAUGGUGGCCAGUCGUGGAAAGAUCGCGCAAGAGGUCGAACCAGUCUCCUGGGCUUCUGUCGGAGUCCCGGGCUGCAGGUCCGCGCAGAGCCACGGCUUAGCCACGAGAAGGGCCAUCACGCCCACAAGCAGCCAGAAGGUGAGCCGAGACGGUUCAAGUUCCCGCAGAUUAAGCCGCACCCGUGGCACAAGGUCUUUCGGGCCCGAACUUCGGCAGAUGCUGUCGACUACAUCUCGAAGCUGUUGGUUUAUGACCCGAAAAUGCGGCCAUCUGGGCUUCAGUGCUGUACCCAUGCGCUCUUCGAUGACCUCCGUGACCAGAACACACGCAUCAGCAGCACCAAGCCCUUGCCGGAGCACUUGUUCGCUUUUGCGAAGGAAGAGGUUGCGUUGAUGGAUCCUGAACUACGACGAAAACUCAUCCCAGCCUGGGCAGAGGCCCAGAAACCCACUCAAUGA